AAUGUAAUAUUUUUUUAUGUGUACUCAAUAACAUUUAUUGUAAAAUGUGAAAAAUAUUGUAUUAAUUCACUUCCUAUGUAAUUUUUUGAAUACUUGAAAAUCUGUACAUUUAUAUUGCCCCGAAAAUGUAUCAAAUAUGCUAUUUAAAGGUGUUUAAAAAAAUGUAGUGCAACUGGUUACUCGUACUUUGUGGUUGUAUCGAUUACGAUUUCUGAUGAUGUUUUUUUUAUAUAUUAAACCCACAGUGGGUCGUAUUCUGUCAGUAGAGGUUUCUUAAUGAGAAUGUGAUAAACAUGUUUGUUUCACAUGAAAAUAAUUGUAAAAAGAAUUUUCUGAAGCCAAAUAUUCUAAGAAAAAAAUCAAAGACUGCAAUAAGAGCAAAUGUACAGGGCCCAUGUAUACCUUCUGAUAGCCAAUCUGCAGUAACACUGGCAACCCAAGAGACAUCUGACAGCAUACUUACAGAUAGUUUUACUGGAUAUAACUAUGAUGUACCAUUAGAGAUGCCUAGGACACCAAUACCACUUAAGUUAGAUACUCUUCUAUAUGACAAUGUAACAACCAAGCUACCUGACAUCAAGCUUGAAAUGGAGGGUAAUGUCUCUGAGAACAAUUUAAGUAUGAGUAAUUAUGAAGAUGAUCAUAAUCAGGCAGUUAAUGUUGAGUCCUUCUUCAAUAAUGGUGUGACGGAAGCAGAGAAUGUAUUAAUGUUUAAUAUAAACCCAGACAAGGAAUUACGCACUCUAGUGGUUAUAGAUGAUGAAUCUCACGUAAAUAGUAUGUACUCUGAGCAAAACCAGGAUGUAUUAAGAAAUAUGGUGCCUUUAUCAUCAGUAUCUUCAAUAAAACAUGAUCCUGCACAAGACAUGCAACCUGAAGCGAGCACUACUACACCUGAUCAAGAUUUAUUUCAACAACUCAUAGCUACACCUGUUAAGUUCAAAUGUGAAGCGCCAAAUUGCAAUAAAGAGUUUAGAAGUGAACAAAAGUUAAAAAAACACGAAAAUAUCCAUAAGAAAGAUAGCGGCAGCGCACCAAGACAAAUCACAGUGGAGUGUCCCGUAAAAAAAGUUCUGCCCGAUGGUACCGAACAGCCGUGCGGGAAGAUUUAUUUAGUACGAGAGCAGUUAGUCAGACACUUGAACGAGGAUCACACUCUCGAAGAUGCCAGCUAUAGGUGCUCGGAGUGCGGGCGGCAGUUCUUCUGGGCGUCGGGGCUGCGGGCGCAUGCGCGGGCGCACGCAGUGCCGCGCCCCCCCGCCGCGCUCGUGUGCGCCUGGGCCGGCUGCGGCCGGCAGUUCCGGCAGCCCUGCCGCCUGCGGGAGCACGCGCGCGCACACACCGGCGACCGGCCCUACGCCUGCCCCUACCCGGACUGCGACUGGUCGUUCCGGUCGGCGAGCAAGCUGGAGCGGCACGCGCGGCGACACACGGGCGAGCGGCGGCACGAGUGCAGCGCCUGCGGGCGUGCUUUCCUGCGACGAGACCAUCUGCGGGAGCACGCCGCGCGACGUCACGCGCACGCAGCGCAUCGCUGCACGCGACUGGUCGUUCCGGUCGGCGCACGCAAGCUGGAGCGGCACGCGCGGCGACACACGGGCGAGCGGCGGCACGAGUGCAGCGCCUGCGGGCGUGCUUUCCUGCGACGAGACCAUCUGCGGGAGCACGCCGCGCGACGUCACGCGCACGCAGCGCACCGCUGCACGCACGCAGGUACAGACAACGCGACAUCUGCGGGAGCACGCCGCGCGACGUCACGCGCACGCAGCGCACCGCACGCAGACAACGCGCGACGCCGCGCGACGUCACGCGCACGCAGCGCACCGCUGCACGCACGCAGGUACAGACAACGCGACAUCUGCGGGAGCACGCCGCGCGACGUCACGCGCACGCAGCGCACCGCUGCACGCACGCAGCACGCCGCGCGACGUCACGCGCACGCAGCGCACCGCUGCACGCACGCAGGUACAGACAACGCGACAUCUGCGGGAGCACGCCGCGCGACGUCACGCGCACGCAGCGCACCGCUGCACGCACGCAGGUACAGACAACGCGACAUCUGCGGGAGCACGCCGCGCGACGUCACGCGCACGCAGCGCACCGCUGCACGCACGCAGGUACAGACAACGCGACAUCUGCGGGAGCACGCCGCGCGACGUCACGCGCACGCAGCGCACCGCUGCACGCACGCAGGUACAGACAACGCGACAUCUGCGGGAGCACGCCGCGCGACGUCACGCGCACGCAGCGCACCGCUGCACGCACGCAGGUACAGACAACGCGACAUCUGCGGGAGCACGCCGCGCGACGUCACGCGCACGCAGCGCACCGCUGCACGCACGCAGGUACAGACAACGCGACAUCUGCGGGAGCACGCCGCGCGACGUCACGCGCACGCAGCGCACCGCUGCACGCACGCAGGUUGUAAACAUGUCUUCAGUAAUACGAGUUCACUCUACCUGCAUAUGAAGAAAGUGCACAGAAACCAGGAGAGCGAGAAGACGACCCCUGAGAAUGCGGACGACCCCUCACUACUGAAGAACAAUUGGGAUUUUAUAUUUUUGACAGUGGAGGGUGUGGAAGAACCAGAAGCUAGUGAAGGGAAAGCUUUGGAAACGGAGGUGGAGUCGAAACCGGAACCGGAAAUGGAAGCAGAAGUAGAGGCCGGGCGAGCGGCUCGUACGCAUUGUCCCUGGCCGCUGCAGUCCCGUGCGCUCCAUCAAUACGUCAUGGAGGAGGAAGGCGCCAACGUUGCUCAAAGUGUGGUGGAACCAUCUGAAAAUUCGGAAAGUAAUAUAUAUACCGUUAGAAGUGACCUCUUCCUCCACGGAAAUGUUCUUAUCAACGAAGAUAGCGAACAUAUGGGCGCGGUGUGUGUGCCGGGCGCGGGGCCGGAGGCGGAGCCCGAGCCCGCCGCCGACGACCGCGCCGACCACGCGCUCGGGGAACUCGGGCUGCUCGAUGCGCACCCCACCAUUGAUCUCAUGCAGGAGGAGUUAAUGUACACCGUGUGGCAGUAAUCGUGCAUUAUAGGAGAAUAUCUUCUUUGAUCCAGAAACAAAGCGGAAGGAAGCUAAAUAAUCACAAGCUAGGUUAGUGUUAGGGAACAGCAGCUCAAAGCGAGUCAUUGUUGCAACCUCCAUGGACGGUCAAGCGGCUUGAGUCAAGCUUAGUAUAUUUUGACAUUUAUAACAUAGAAGAUACAGGGCUUAGGGGCGUUCAACGUUGGCUAUAGAAGCAGAUUAAACUGCGUUCUUGAUUACGCCGUUUUACCGUCUACGGUGGCCCAUUAUAUUAAUAUCGUAUUUAUGUCACUGGAAGUGAUAGAUGUUUUUAUGUAGUAUAUGUAAGUGAUGCCUGUAGUCUAUAUGUAGGAACAUUUUUAUAGUAAAUUUAAGGCCUUAAUUAAUUGAAAAAUAAGGUCUCCUUAUCUUUUGUAUACAAUAAUCGACGAUGACAAUUUUGAAUAGACUGGAAUAAGUAUUGAUUGUGUAAUUAAAUCUAUACAUAGAUCGCUAAAUUACUGGUAUUUACAGUACUUACCAUAAUGCUAAAAAUGUCCUUACAUUGUCCGGCUUAUAGCAUAGACAAACAUUUAUAUUGAAAAUAACACUGAAGUACAGUUGUAUGUGUCGAUCUUGUUAUCACUAAUUGAAAAAUGUACAAAUACGCGUGGGUCCCAGCAAUUAAAUUUAGUUCUUAUUACAAAAUUAUAAGGUGGAGAAAGAUUUAUAAAUUAUUUGUUGACAAAAUGCUUCUUUGAAAGUUUUGUAUGUCAUAUAAUGUAGCAAAGCAUUGGUGUCUUAUACAUGAACCUUUUUAUGAUGUAUUGGUAGUCUUAAUGUCCUAUGUAUUGUUACUAUAGCUAAGAAGAAUAAACUCAGUUUGAUAAUAUAAUGUGAACAGAAGCGUAUGUGUAAUUUUAUGUGAUAUCGGAUAAAUAUAGCUAAUAUUAUUUAUGUAGAUACAAAAUGAAUACAAUCUCUCUUACGGUUUUAUGCAUUUGUAAUUUUUGCCAAAUUAUUAACAAAGGUACAAAUUGUGCAUAUAUAGUUAAAAAUUGAAUUUAGGGUGCAAUAAUUUAUUUCCUAUUUUUUUUAAUGAUUCGGAAAUGUAAGUUUAUUAGAACGAAAGUUCAGUGUGUAAUAUUGGCUUCCAAAUUUUUUUAAUGCACUGGACAUGAAAAAUUUUAGCUAUAAUCUUAUUGUUUCAUUCCCGCUGAUUUUGUUUUAUUUUGUGUUACAAGCACCAUUGUUUUGAAGAACAGUCAAGUAUGUAUCUCUUAAAUUGUUUCAAAAACGACUUUAAUAGAGUUCUUUCCUUACUUGUAGCUGUGAUAAAUAUUAUUGACACAAGUAAUACAAUAUGUAUAUAAAUAAAAAAGGCUUGCUACAUAGAAGCAUUAUACAUACAUUGCCUUAUGAAUGUACGGUUUUCAAUGGGAAGAAGUAAUAAAAAUGUCUGUAGUGAAAUGUUAAUACUAUUUGGAAUAAUUAUUGUAUUUAUUACUUAAUAAGUUAAAAAUGUAUCGUAUGGAUUUGUAUUAUAAUUUACACAACCGCAAUAAAAAAUGAGUCGUAACCAGUUAUUUAGAAAUCACAGAGGCAUUGUUUAACUUUAAUGUUUUGAAACUUUGUUUAUUUCCUGUUAUUGUGGUUUGGUAGAUUUUGUAAAAGAUUUCUCUCCACUUUGUGUACUGGACCUGAAUCCCAUGUAUAGUUGAUAUAAUGUGUAGAUACCGAAGUUAGCGGUUCAUUAAAAAUGUAUCGCAAAGAAGCAAUGAUCUCUAGAAAUGCCUUUUAUAUUAAGGACUGCGUGGAUUGACCAUAAUAGCAUAAAAUCUAUUUUUGUGAUAAUAUUAAUUAGAUGUACAAUGGAUAUUUUCCAUGUUGUAUGGAAGUUAAGUCUGAAUAGAUUUAAUAUCCGAGGUUAGGUUGGUGGUUACCUUUAUUAUUGUAUACUUGAUUGUAAGUGUGUUUUACUAUAAUAUAAUAAAUGUUUUUAACAGUUAAUCCUAUUUAUAGCAUACGAAAGACGCGAUAAAAUUAUAUUGUGAUAUUUAAGUCAAAAUUGUGCAAUUGUAAAGAGCCGAAAUCAGACAUAAAUAAUAUAUACAAUAUCAUAUUUAUAGUUAAAAAAUGAGCAAGUUCUUUCAAGUUUUAUUAUUGUAAAUUUAACAUUUCGAAUUUAAUAUUUAAUUUUUAGGCGUGUUUUAUAUCAGCGAGUGAUUUGCGUGCGUGCUUUACCUACUAUGCAUGUUAAGUUCACUAUAACUCGACAACUUUGUUGACAACCGGCCCUCGUGCCUCUCCGAUCAAUCCGCUGACCCAUGGAAAUUAUAACCUUUUACCGCUGCAUAAGUCCUUUCGUAGGUGAAGCAUGAUAGGUCAGCUGCGCCUAACAGAAUUAUAAUAGUUCUCACCUUUGGAUUGGCAGACAUGACAGUUCCAGGUUGAAUGAUACAGUACAUAACAUUUAACCUGCAACUCUGUCAUGUCUGCCCAUCUAAUGGUGAGAACUAUGAUAAUGCUGUUAGCCGCAGUGUUUGCAUGCACACUCCGCAUUCUUAACUUAUGGCUAUAAAGUGCCGCACACGCAGUUAAUAACUAUUAUUGUAAUUGUGUCUAUUGUUAUACAGCAGUAUGCAGUGUUCAAACUACUUUUAGAUGUAAUAAAUAUUAUUAAAUAUUGUACUGACAAUAUCAGAUAACUUUUCCAAGAAAUAUGUAGAUUGAUUUAGUAGCAUAUAAACAAACUGUAAAGAAUUUAUCUGUAAAUAAUUUUAAAGCAGUUUUUAUCCAGUUAUGAUCAGUAUAGUUAAUUUGUAAGGUGAUAAACGAACAAUAAAAUACUUAAUACGUAAAAUAUAUUACGAUCGAUACUAGAAUCUAUACGCUUUAUCACUAAAAAUCACUGGUAUCUCGUAAAGUUUUUGUACCCCUCAUCUACUUUUCUUUUAUUCGAGUGGUGGUGCCUCCGGAUUCAGUAAUUUUACUGCCAUAUCUUACACUUCAAACACAUAAACUUAUGAAGUGGAAUUUCAGAAUUUGUCUAACAAUCAUAUGAUAUAAAAUGUAUUUGGUGUACAGUUAUUGCAGAAUUUAAGCAUAAGUAUUUCAAUUUAUGUUAGACACGUUAAUAGCUCAUAUAUUGUCACUUAUUUAAUUGUAAGAAUAUGGAAAUAUCUGACACCUACAGGUAACGUCGUAGGUAUAGGUAUUUUCUCUGCAACAUGCUGUAUGCUAGGUAAACCAUCUGAUCACAGAAAGGACUGACGACCAGACCGAAGGACUAGUGUUUAUUUAAUACUUAAUUUAACUAACAUUUUAGAUAUAAACAGUGUAAAUAAGAAAAUAUAUUUUUGGAUAUACAAAAUAAAUGAUAAGAAUGGCAUAUUUUUUGAGACUGUUGUCCAAAAUAUAAUAUCAUGAUAUCAUUUUGUUAAAAUUAUAAUAAUAUAUCUAACUAGAUGUAUUGCAAAAUUAUUUUUAUAAAUGAGUUUUAUUUUGGUUGUUGCUAUUUGUUUUGUUUUAUAUUUUCGGAUGUAUACAUAUAGUGUAAGCAUAAAGUUUUCGUAUCGUACAGACACCCUAAGUCAGAUGUUUAAUUAAUCACAUAUCAGUAGUUUAGUUUGUUAUUAAUCAUAUUGUGUUUGGAUGAUGCAGAUGAAAUAAAUAUUCUUGGAUACUAUCA
Achroia grisella is the source of this 6693-nucleotide messenger RNA. RefSeq names its product zinc finger protein 420-like. NCBI's taxonomy places the organism in Eukaryota, Metazoa, Arthropoda, Insecta, Lepidoptera, Pyralidae. The coding region runs from base 294 to 3020 and encodes 908 amino acids. The record is from RefSeq and is a predicted model, not a curated record. Gene Ontology annotation, cellular component: nucleus. Gene Ontology annotation, molecular function: DNA-binding transcription activator activity, RNA polymerase II-specific; RNA polymerase II cis-regulatory region sequence-specific DNA binding. Gene Ontology annotation, biological process: regulation of transcription by RNA polymerase II. The transcript is spliced from 14 exons.